Caenorhabditis auriculariae is the source of this 14561-nucleotide messenger RNA. The record is from the annotation of a GenBank genome assembly. NCBI's taxonomy places the organism in Eukaryota, Metazoa, Nematoda, Chromadorea, Rhabditida, Rhabditidae.
AUGGAAGUCGCCAACGAUUUUGGAUAUCCAGACGAUGAAGUGAUGCACUCCUUAAGGGACACCUUAAGUAAAUUGAAGGUACAAUUUUAUUUUUUUCUCAAAGAUCAAUAUUUGCAAGCUUCAGUUUUACCAUAUACUUUGACAAUUCAGAGUUUUCUCGGGUUGAUUCGAAAGUUUUGGACUCAAAAAUGGAAAAUUCAAAAAAAGCAGUAGUUUGAGAACUUGAAUCAGACUUUUCUGAGUCUUCCUAGGGGCCACUAUAGGGGCCUCAGUACUCUUAAGGGACCUCUAGAAUUGCUCAGGAAGUGCGAAAAAUUAUAAAUUAUGUCUCCGCUUCUUUUUUCUGACCAAAAGUUUCCAAUUUCAUUAGUUUUUCCCGGGAUAAAUUUGACUUUCUAUAGACUUUUUGGCUGCACUGAAGUUUGUUCAUAGUACAAACUAUUUCGAAAAAAGAACUCUAAAACUGAUCUUGAACACUGGUUUUUCACCUCAAAUAAGACCCGAAGUUGAAGGAAGACAGAAAAAAAGUUUUUAUGCAGAGUAGGAAAGUCAGGGUCCACUUUACUGAAAAAAAAAAGAAAAAAUAACUGUUUCAGACUGUCAUAAUAAAAAUAGAAAAGACAGACUUGUCUUGAUAAAUCCCCACUUGCAGAGCGACCGACAGCACGUCCCACCCCCACCGAAGCCCGAAGACCUCUCCGAGGUACCGACGAAAGCCCUGGGACCCAUCCUCCAGAAGCAGAUGUCGACCAUCCGCGAGGAAUACCACGAGAUUCAGUCGCGUCGAAGUCGCGCCAAUUGUAAGUCGAGCCGCAGAAGUUCGGCCUUUUUCGAUGCCGACGUCUACGACGACGCCUACAAGCGAUAUGUCGAUCGCUACAUGGAGGAGGAAGUGGAAGUGACGCGCUUGUAGAGGCGUCUUGUGUGCUCCAUGGAUAAAUUUUCUCAUUUUUGUUUUUUUCAGUGUUUUGUGCGGUUUGAAUGAGUAGAGAAAGUGUGCUCCAUGGAUAAUAUAGCUUGAAUUUUUGUACUUCUUAUUGUGGCUUGAAUGAUUAGAGAAAGUUUGCUCCAUGGAUAAAACGGCUCAAUUUUUGAUUUUUUGAGUCAUGUGUGGUUUAAAUGGGUGCAGAAAGUGUGCCCCGUGGAUAAUGUAGCCUGAUUUUUGUAUUUUUCAGUAUUGUAUGUGGCUUGAAACAUUGAAGGAAGUGUGCUCCAUGGAUAAUAUGACUGAAUUUUUGACUUUUUGAAUCAUGUGUGGUUUGCGUGAAGAAAGUGUGCUUCAUAGAUAAUAUGGCUCAUUUUUUUGAUUUUCUCAGUGCGGUGUGCGGCGUUAACAAGUCAAGAAAGUGUGCUCCAUGGAAAAUUAGGCUUAACUUUUGAUAUUCAGGUCAUUUUUGAAGAAAGUAUGCUCCAUGGAUAAUAUAGCUUGAAAUUUUCUCCGUAUGCGGCUUGAAUGAAGGGGAAAGGGCGCCCCAUUGAUAAAAAAAAACCUUUUUUCGUUUCGCUGGGCAACUUCGCUCCAAAGAAAAGAAGAGUAGUUUACUGAUGUCUACAAAAACCAAAAUGUUUAGUUACUGAUAGUUUAAAUCAGUUAUUAGCCGUGGAGCACGUUAUCCUCGACAGAAAUAUGCUUCUAUUCAUUUUUUUUAAAAAAAUAAAUGUUUUUUUCCUUCUUUUUUUUCUAAUAUUUCUUUUCUGUCUGAUUGCUAAAAUAACUAAUAAUCAAUUAACGUGUUAAUUUUCUUGCCUUUUUCAUGAUGUCCAGUAUCUGAUUCUUCGCAUGGAUUCCUAUAAACUUUUUUGUCGGUUUGUCGUGAUUUUUUUGUGGUUCUUGUUGUUUUCAAUCGCUAUUUUCAGGUUUUGAGUUGUGAGAGAUGUUUUUUUUUUUUGAAAAAUUCGUACGAUUUUCAGCCACCGGCCGCUCGCCUCACCCGAAACGGAAAGAAUCUGCGAGGAAACCGAACGGACCGCCGCCAGUUGUCCACAAGUUUGUUUCAAAUUUGAAAAAAAAGGGGAAAAGAAGUCUUAUUGGAAUUUAAUGAUGAUAAGUUAGUUAUUUUGAGCACGUCAGCAGGAAUUUUUAAAUUUUUUUUUUUUGGAUGAUUUAAAUUACCACGAACUUCUACAAGAUCGGAUAAAAAUAGGAUUUUUCUUAGUUCUCAGGGUAUUUUCAGCUCGUAUAUUUGAAAAAAAGUCCUGUUUUGGAUAGAAAAAAAGCUAUAAAAAAACGAAGGUUCUUUAAAAAGUUCUACGGUUCCAAAGGAAGUAUAACUUCUCUUUUCCACUUCUUAUUUUAUUAUAUUUCUAUUUCUUUACUCAGGAAAAGUUCAAACAACCUUUAAGCCCUUCAAAAAGCUUCAAACAACCUAAAAUUCCUCAAAAAGGCUUUAAAAGAAGAGCUGAUAGCUCAUUGUUGAGUUCCUAAAAACGUGCCAAAAGUUUCUUGUAAUCUCCUUGUUAACGUCUUCUUUUUUUAACCCCCUUAGAAGGUCCUUUUCAGAAAAAGAUCAAGAAAAAAGGCGCUUUUGAGGUUUUUUGGACUUGCCCGUUUAACUGAAAAAAUCCCGUGAGCAAGUAUUUGAAGCUGAUUUGGAAAAUCAAGGCUCACAGUUGCAAAUAGAGUUAAAUUUGUUUCACUUUCGAAAUUUUUUGAUUUUUUUUGCCAGUUUGAAGAAAAAAAUGCUUGUUUUUUUAUUUAUGAAAUAUGAUCCAAAUGAUUCGGUUUUUCGAUUCUUACAAUGGAGGUCACUUCACUUAGCGGUUGGGAGUUUCCCGAAAAUUGGUUAAAACACUUCUUAAUGUACCAGAUGAAGAUCCUGUAAGGUUUAAACUGCACAAUUUCCUAGUUUUGGAGAAAGCACACCUUAAAGUCGAAGAAAACAUUGAAAAUUCGUGAAAAUAGGCCAUUUUGAGGCUUUAAGCGCUUAUUUCUCGAAAGCUAAUAAUUUUUGAAGGUUGAAACUUCCAGAUUCUUCUUCUGGUACUUCAAGAAGCGUUCUGACAAAUUUCCAGGGGAUUCCCACCCGUAAAGUAAAAUGACCUACCUUGUUUUUUGAUCCAAGAAGGAAUCUAUUGUGAUGAUAAAAAUGAAAAAUUUUAAAAAAAUCCUUAUACGUUCAAAUUUUUUUCUUCAGAUGGAACGGAACGGCUUCACAAGACUCCAUCAUGACAAAUGGAAAGGAGGUCCCGUUUGAGGUAAUUUUUUUGGUAUAAAGAAUAUUUUGGUGACAUUUUUUCUUUGUUAUUUUCGCUCGAAAAAGUUAGAAAUUUCAUAAAUUUUACACACAAGCCUAUGCCUGGGCUCUAAUUAAGUGCUAGCCAUUCCAAAUGCGACCAUGAGCUGAAUAAUCGUUACGAGGCCAAAAAGUCUUUUUUUGGAAUGGCAUGAAUAAAUAGUUUGCUAGAGCGCACUUUGGUCUAGAUGAAAUGGCCGUCAAUAAUAUUUAAAGAUCAUUCUUUCGUUCACAUAUUUCAAAAAAGCAAUAAAAAAGAUGUUGGAGGUGGAAACGAGAGGACGAAAGAAUGAACUGUAGUCUGAAGAAAGUUCAGUUUUUAGAUUUCAGUUAUGAAAAAUUGACGAAAGUCUAUCGAAAACUUAAUUUUCAGAUUCCAACCCGUCGUGGCCCGGCUUCGGCGACGUCUUCUGCCCCGACGUCGCAUCCGGAAGUCCAGAAGACGUCGAGCAACAACGGCAGCGUGCGCAACGGCGCAAGUAAGCAUCCGUUGCCCCGGUGAGCCUUUUCCUCUGUUUCUCCCAUCUUUGUUCGUGUUUUUUGGUGUCUUUUGUUCAAUUUGAGAAAAAUUGGUCUUUUUUGAAUCCUCCCUUCUGUUCUUGCCUCUGUUAUUGAGUCAGAAAAUAGGUCCUAGAGUUCUGAUUAGGGUUCUAAGCAUCAAAGGAAUGUCUUUAGGAUUUUUUUGGAGCUGAAAAUCUCGACUCGAUACAAAGAUGACACUUGAGCUUUAGACCCUAAACUCCUAUAGUGACCUACUGAAUUUUGACCCCUAUAGGGACCAAUAUGACGUCUCAGGCCCCUCCUUUCGAACUAUUAGUUCCCUACUUGAUCACCCCUGAUAGAUUAAUGAUCGUUUUUUCUUGGCAAUUGAUCAGGGUCGUGCUGGCUUCACUUGAGCUUUAGGGGCUUCAUGGUCAGACUCUAAACCCCUGUAGUUACCACCUCAACUUUGACCCCUAUAGGGACCAGUCUGGCCUGACUUAAGUCAGCUUCUCCUUCUGGGUUAUUUAAUUUCUUCACUUUAUUACUUCUGAUAGAUGACCAUCAUUGCCACGGCCUUGAUCAGGGUUGUGCUGACGUCAGUUGAGCUUCAAACCUCUAUAGUAAUCACUUGAACCUUGACCCCUCUAGGGACCAGUCUAGCGUUUCUAAGUCAGCUUCUCCUUCUUGUUCUUUACUUGAUCACCCCUGAUAGAUAAAUGACCGUCUGUUCAAGAAAAUACGGCAUUGAUCAGGGUCGUGCUGGCGUCACUAAAGUUUUAGGAGCUUCAGGGUCGUACUCUAAACCCCUAUAGUGACCACUUAAACUUUGAACCCUCUAGGGACCAGUAUAUUGCUCCUAAGUUAGCCGCUCCUUCCUCACUUGUCUGUGCUUGAUGGAUAAAUGGCCGUUCUUUCCAGGCAAUACGGCAUUGAUCAGGGUCGUGCUGGCGUCUCGCCGCGACAAUCGGCCGCCCAUCAACCCCAGCGACUCCGCGACGAACACAACGGACAGAUGGUGACGCUGUCGCGAGCCUCCGACUCAGACCCCUCGUCGCCCUCCGACGCCCACCUCUACCACCAUCACUACCAGCAGCACUCCUCCUCCAGCAUCGGCGCAAGAAUCACCCACGCCGCCAACCACGUAACUCGAAUCGAAUUGGAAGACGACGGCCAUGUUUCUGUGAUCUAAUCGUGUGUAGUUUGCUUCCUCAUUUUGGAUUCUGCUGAAUUAAUUAUUCAGUUGGCUCUCAGACGAAUUAAUUUCAUUUCAUUUAGGUUUGUCUCAGGGCCGUCAAAAAAGCCAAUCAUAUCGGAAUAUGAGGUCGAUUUUUGCAUGUAGUUAAGAUAGAACUAAAUAUGGGGUUGGCUCUCUGAGUUUCUGAAGUAUUUUUGAGGAGAAUCGACCUUCGAACAGUUUUAUUCGACUCGGAGCCGUCAAAAAAGAAGCCCAGAACAGCUUAUCCAAGGUUUUUUGUCUGUAGUUUGCUCUCUGAUUUUUUUUUUUUGAUUUUUUUCAAACAAUUCACCUUCCAAAAAGUUCUAGCGAAGCCUUGAAACAUCAGAAAAAAACCUAUCAUUUUCUAAAAAAAUGAAAAAAAUGUUCCACUUCUACGUGGUUUAGUUUCCAAUUCUGAGGGCUUGAAGUAUAACUUCUUCAAAAAAAUCUAGUGAAACCUCAAAACAUUUAAGAAUUUUUUGUAUGAAAUAUUAGAUUUGACGGAUUGUGUGUAGUUUGCUCAUUGGACAUGAAAGUCAGUCAGAAAAAUUUUUGAACUUUUCAUGGAAUUUUAACCGAAAGUUGAGCUCAUCCUUUUGAGAAUAUUAGAAAUAGUCACAUUUUUUGGUUCCUCUAAUCUUUUGAGACUUAUUUUUUGAGGUGACGUGACUAAUAAUCCAACACUAACCGAUUCUGAAGGCAUAGAAAAAAUUUAUAAAACCCUGAAAGUUUUUUUAACCGCAUUUGGAAUGGUUCAACGCGUCGCGGUCGCGCUGUGGAAUGCUUGAAAAUUUAUUUUUCCCCUGAAUUGAUGAAGUUUGAAAUUUAUCGUUUAUUCUUGUACCCGAGGAAUUUUUUUGAAAUUCAGUAGAAAAAUUGAAAAAUUGGAUGAUUGUGAAAAAAUAGCCUCAGGAAAUAUUUGCUCCAUUGAGAUCAUUUUUUUGUGCUUUGAUUAUAAUUAUUAUUGUAAGAAAUAUGUUGGAAAGUGCGCUCUAAUGAGAAUUGCUUCAAAAAUCAGACUUUGAAGUUUUGGAAAAAAAUAAUUUUUUUCAUUUUUUUCGCGUUGGAGCGCACUUUCACCGUACAAAAGAAUUCACUAGAUUUAAUCCGAAUUUUUUUGUUUGUCCUUCCCAUUGCUACUUAUAUAAUAUACUAAAUUAUGGCUUUUUUUCACUUUUUUUUUCCCGCGCCCAAUUUUUUUGAUUUUCUUUCUGUUCUUUGUAACUUACGUGUAUUUUAAAAAGUUCAUACUUCUUUGAUUUGAUCGAUGUAAUAUGUAUGAUUGUAAUUUUCUGUGAUUUGUAGUGACCUUUUCUGCAUAAUUAUACGAUAGAGACCGUAUCCAAGAGUGAAUUCAGGAUUUAUUAGGACUGUUUUUUUGUAGCUCCGGUUGCUCCAAAAGCCUUACAGGUGCGUCUAAUGAUUAACGAUUUUUUCCCCGCUGAAUAAAAUUUUGAAAAUUUUUUUUGAGCUCAAAUGAGAAGAAAUCAGAGAGAAAAUUAUUUCAGGCAUUUUAGGCAAGAUUAUCAAUGGAGCGCGAACACAAGGUCGAGCGAGGCUGUUUUUUCUCAAGGAAACUUUUUGGUUUUUUCUAACUGAGAAAGUAAUUGAAAGGACUCAUUUCAGGCAUGAUUAUCAUUGGAGCGCGAACUACCGACUCACCGCGGCUCUUUUUUCUCAACCGACUUUUCCGCGAUUUUUCAAAGGGUUUUUUCUUUUUUCGUAUAAUGCGAAAAUAGGAAGAAAUGUGUGGUAAAAAAAUCUUCACUAAGUUUUUUUAAAUUUGAAAAAUUAAUCAAUCCAAAAAGUAGCUUUUUUUAGAACAAAAGUCUUAUCAAUUAAAAAAAUCCUUAUUUUUUUCUAUAAAUAAACUGUGUAGUUUUAUCGAAGUUCAAAAAUGAGAUGAAGUAGAAAAAAACAGGAUCCGGCUAGGUUUUUCAAUGGAGCGCAACUGUAAAGUUUACGGUGGCUAUUUUUUUCAGCCUCAUUUUCAAAGACUUUUCGAUUUUUUUGUGAAUGUUUGAGAAUGAAAAAAACAUUAGUAAAUUUAUAAAAAAAGCUUCAUUUUUUUGAAAAAUGGAAUGGCUGAAAAUGUGUGGCCGCCAAAAAAGUUAUCAUAGAAUUGCAUCCGACUUCAAAAACGACUUGCGCAAAGUAGUAUUGAAGCCGGAAUAUGAAAAUUUUCAAGUGAAAACUGAGAUAAUUAACCGCAGCGCGACCGCAACGCAUCGAGUCAUUCCAAAUGCGUCCAGAAGUUUCCAUAAAGCAUGCAUUUUCGAAAAAGAUCAUACAUUUUCGCAUGGAAAAUGAAAUUUCUGAGUUUAAUUAAUAUUUUUUGGAUGAGAUUUUCGGAAAAAUUGGCCUAAUACGUCUAAUUUUCCAUUAAAAAUCGACAUUUUUGGAUUUUAAAACGCGUUUUUACUUGGAAAAUCCAACUUCGUAGCCUUAAAAACGCGUUUUUACCUAGGAAAUUCAAUUUUGUAGCCUUAAAAGCGCGUUUUCAUUGGAAAAUCCAACUUUGUAGCCUUAUCACUUAUUUUCUAGCCAAAUAAAUGACCCCGACCGUGUAGUUUCCAUAGUUUCCAUAGUUCAUAGCGUGUAGUGUAGUUUUUCUAGUCGACUCUGGUCAAUAAUUCUCUCGUCUCUAGCCAUUUUCAGUGAUAUUUCUCCAUUUUCUCGCAGUUGUUUGCGUUCAUCCGUCGGGUUCUUUUACACAGAGACUUUUGCCGAGGUUUCAAAAUGGUUCAAAAAGCGGAUCAGUUGCUUGGUUUCAACGUUGGCGCUUAAGAAUUAUUGUUUUCUUUCGAUUUUUUUUAAAUUUGAAGUUUUAAAAAAAGGUUCAGGGUCUAAAUUUUCAACUGAAGAUUAUUUCCUUCUAAAAUAUAGGCUUUGAAAUUAUUUUUUUUCAUCAUCGAUAAUGGCCUCAUUAUUUGUUUCAGAAACAAAAUUUUUCUUUUUUUAAGUUUUUACCCACUGCUUACAACACAUGAACUUGUGUAGAUCCCCGAAAUUUUUUUUUUGAAAUUUUUAUGAUUUUUUUUUGGAUUCAGAACUUAUUCAUAAAAUUGGAAGUAUCGUCUAGGUUAUGAGUCCAAUUUUCAAGCUUUUACUGUCCAAAAAUUAAAAAAAAUCCUUUUUUUUUAUUUUCGAACGCUUUGAAACACAUAAAAUGACCUUCAAAACGACCUUGGAACCAAAUUUUUUUCAGUUUUUCCUUGCCUUAAAUUUCAAGUUUUUCGAUUUUUCAAUUUUGUGAAACUUUUUUUGAGUUCUGAAAACCCACUGAUUUCAAAGUUCUAAUGAUGAAUAACUGAUUUUUUUGGAAAUUUUUUUGGACUUUUUUGACUUGAAAUGAUACAAGUUCCAAGCUUUUCCUAUAUUUCAAAAAUUUAUAUCCAAAAAAAAAAACAAAGACGCUUUUUUAUUGACAAAAUGAGGUCCAUUAAUAAUUCUCAUUGUUUUCCCCACACCCGCAAGUUUGCCCCAUUGAUAACCAAUCAGUUGUAGUCGUAUCUUCCCCCACUCAUACUUGUUAUUGACCCAGUUGUCCAGUAAUAUUGUCAGUUUUCUGUUCGCACUUUAAAGAAAAAUUGAGAAAAAUGUUCCAGACGAUGGGUCUCUUCGGGACUUUCACCUUGACAACGAUUCUUCUCGCCGUUUUGGCCGCAUUUUUCGUUUAUAAUUCUUUGGAACCUAGGGUUUGUGAUUUUAUAUGGUAGUUUGCAGUAAAAAAGGGAUAGUUUGAGCUGAAAAUGGAGGAUUUUAUGUAUAGUUCAUUCAUCUUGAUUUUAGCGAGAGAGUGCGUGAAAAGAAGAGGUUUAGACGGUUUACUCUAGAUUUUUUUAAUUUUUUGUCGUUUUGGUCGAAUUUUUCGUUUAUAAAGCCUAGAAUUUGUGAUUUUAUAUGGUAGUUUGCAGUAAAAAAAAGGGAUAGUUUGAGCUAAAAAUGGACGUUUUUGUCCAUAGUUCAUUCAUCGCUAGCUCAAUUUUAAAGAGAUACUGCGCAAAAAGGAGAGGUUUAGACAGUCUCACCGUAUAUUUUUUUCUAACUUAAUAGUGUAUAAAAUAAUUUUUUUCAGCUUCGAGGGCUUCUUUUUUUCGAGAUAUUUUUGAAGAAUAAGCCUAAUUCUGUUCAUAGUUCAUUCACUUAUAGCUUGAAAAAAAAAAUUUAACGUUUUUUUGUCUAAGAUACCAGGGAAAAGAAGUUUGACUCCAUGUUUGUGAAUGGAAUUUCAGGUUCCUGAAAUACCUGAUGAGUACUAUGGCAGUGGGGUACAGAAAAAAGACGAUGAAACCGUACGGCCGUUCAAAAUUUCCGUUCCUGAUGACGUCCUUGAGGUUUUUUUUUACGUUAUUGAAAGGUUUUGGGGGAUACUAGAAAUUUUUUUGGAAAAAAAUGCUGGAUUCUUUUUAUUAUCAUUUUUUUCUUAGGAGUACAAUCAGAGGUGCCUUCUUCCCCCACACUUUAGGGUGAAGCUUCAUGAAGACGAACUUUUAUGAAAAAGAAAUUAGAAGAGAGCUCCUUUACUUCCAAUAAUCACUUGAGAGCUCACUUGAAAUAUUUUUUUAAAAGAGUUUUUUUCGUCAGCAAAGUGAAAAAAACUAAUCUAAAUAGCUCGAUUUUUCCAAUUUUUCACUCAGAAGUCCCCCAAAGUGACCACUUUAGAAGAAUGCUCGAUGUAGAAAUACUUUGAAGAGUUUUAGAGAAAUUAAUAUUGAUCACUUGAACUUUGUUGAAAAAGUUUUUUUCCAGGAAAUUCGGAAUUUAUAUCUCAAAAGGGACCUUGACCAAAUUUUAUUUUGAGUUUCGGAUGCAGUUCUAGGAAUUAUUUCCGAUUUUUUAAAAGUUUUUAAGAUGUAUGUGUUCAGGACCUCAAAACACGCCUGAAAAAUGCCCGAGUUUCACACAAAUUCCUCGAAGACUCGGACAAUUUCUACUACGGCUUCAAUUCCAGAGAAUUGCUCGUAAGAAAUUUCCAUAGAAUUAUCGAAAAAAUGAUGAUUUCCAGGAGUUUCGCGACUAUUGGCUCAACAAGUACGAUUGGAAAAAGUACGAGGCGAUUUUGAACGAGUUUCCCAGUUUCCAGACCGAGAUCGAGGGCUUGAAGGUGAAUAUUAUUUUUUUAAACCUUGAAAAUGAGGUGAAAAAAUUUUUUAGGUUCAAAAAAAGGAACUGUUGAUUGGAAAAUCCCUCGAUUUUUGAAAAAAACAUUUUUUUCAAGGAGGUUCAUUUUAUUAUCACUCUGGAAUUUUUAUUAAAGUUGGCUGAAUCAUUUUUUUAGACUGAUUAGGUGAUGAUCCUGAAAAUCUCAGCCUGUAAAAGUGACUAUUUUUCAAAAAAAAAAAAAUCGGUAGAGUCAAAGAAAAUCAAUAAAAUCCGGCUAAACUUACUAUUUUCGAGACCUAAGCACUCUUUUCUCAAAAACUAGGUGAUUAGGUGAAUUAGGGACGUUUAAAGUAUAUAUUUAGUACUUUGAGGAUUUCUAGGACCAAUUUUUAGAAAGUUCCAGUGUGUAAAGUUGAAUCCCAACCCUAGACGGGGGGGGUAAUUUUUAAGGAUUUUUUUAGUCAUCUUUGAAGGUUCCUUUCAAAAUUAGGGCUUUUUCUAAAAAAAUCUUAUGAAUCUUUAUUGAGCUUGGAGCUUCGAAAAAUCGUGUUCAGGCUCAAAAAUCUUCUCGGAAAAAAAAUUAAAGGUUUUCUGCUUUUGAGCGGCUUUUUUUGGCUUUACUCGUUCCAAACACUCUCUGGUACUAUUAAAAAUUCCACUACAGCUCUAAUUAUAAACUUUAGAAUGAAAAACUCCAUCAAAAAUUUUGAGAGGGACUCGAUAAUCCGAAAAUCACCAAAAAUCAAGGGCGUCUAGACUUAAAGCUUUUUUUUGAUCUGGGUAACAGUUUUACAGUGAAGCAAUCAAUGGUACGACGAGCUCAAAGUUUAAGUGAAAUAUGAAAAAGUGUUCAAUAACUGUUUCCUAUCGUGAAUCAACCAAAAACAAUUUUUGAAAUGUUUUUCGUUUUGGAGAUUUCGUUGAUUCCAGGUUUCAGGCUGUAACUUACCACAACAAUUAGCUACCCAGCUGAUUUUCUUUUGUUAACAUACUGGAUCUGCAAGUAACAACUGUAGAAAGUUUGACAGAAACCGGACAACUUCUGCAAAAAUUAUGACGAAAAAAGUGAAAUUGUAUAUCUUACUGCACGGUACUGUUAUCUACCAAAAAUGAGCUCAAUCGAAUACUCUGGAAUUUUCAACUUUUAAGGGCCCUUAACUUUUUUCACAUGCCUCGAUGGUAUAUUUUGAGGACAGAUUCAGAAUCAGCGUGAAAAAAUACAUCUAGUGGACCAUGUCUCAUGUAAAAGUUCCACUGAGAGUUGGUUGGAAGAAUCCAAAAAUAUCCGCACUUUCCAGGUCCAUUUCAUCCGGGCAACGCCUCCCAAAACCUACAAAACUGUCAAGCCAAUUUUGAUUUCCCAUGGCUGGCCAGGCAACGUCUUCGAGUUCUACAAGUUCAUUCCGAUUCUCACCGACCCCAAGAAGCAUGGAAUCGAUGUUGAUGUGGGUUUAUUAAAAAAAAAAAAGCAAGAUAUUUACCUUUUUGGGACUAGAAAGUAUGGAUUUUUUUAUAAUAUUUAUUCAAAAAAAGAUUUGGGUCUUCGAAAAAAAAAUCAUAUAGCAACAGUUUCAAAGAGAAUAUUCUUUUAGAAAGAAAUUUCAUGACAUUUUCUUGAAAGUUUGAAAAAAAAGAUGAAUUGUUUCAUUCGUGCUCCAUGGCUAAAAAUAGCUCUCUCACCGGACCCCUUUAGUGAACCCUUUAGCGACGUCAGUUUUCUUAAGUGACCACUUUUCAGCUAAAAAUACAAUACUUAUCGAUGCUUCGUAACUUGACACGCGUCUAGUGAUCCCUUUAGGGACCACUUGAGCGGCGUAGGCCCUCUUAAGUGGUCACCUGAGGGUUUAAAAUGCGAUAUUGAUCGAUUCUCAGUAACCAGACUCGCCUAGCGACCCCUUUAGUGAACCCUUAAGCGGUUUCGGUCCUCUUAAGUGGUCAUUUCCAAGAGAAUGGCCAUUUUUGACUAACCAAAACUGAACCAAAAAAAAAGUCGAUAAUACUUUCUCUACUUUAGUUCGCCUUUGAAGUCAUCGCUCCAUCGAUUCCUGGAUACGGAUGGUCGGAGGCGCCCAAAAAGACUGGUUUUUAGAAACUUCCCGGUUUUAGAUGAUAUUUGUGGACCUCAGGCUUCUCCCAACUGGCUUGUGCUCGAGUUUUCCGGAAACUGAUGCUCAGAUUGGGCUUCCGGAAUUUCUACCUUCAAGGCGGCGACUGGGGAUCCCUGAUCACUCGUCACAUCGCUGUGGUUUAUCCCAAGAAGUGAGAAAUGAGGAAAAUACGCUCCACGGAUAAUAUCAAGGAUUAUUUUUAUCAUUUUAGAGUUCUAGAUAGGCUCUUUCAUUGGAACAAUUUCAUUAGAAAAAAAUUAUUUUUUUCUAGUUUAUUCAAAAUUUAGCCUUUGACUACAAAAAUAAAAAUCCCCCCGCCCCCCAAAUUUUUUCAGUGUCCUAGGCCUUCACCUCAACUCGAUGUUCAUUACGCCAGGACUCGAUUUCGCAACCUUUUUGGACGUUUUCGGCUCUUUCUUCCCAUCCCUGGUUAUUCAGAAAGCGGAAAUUGCGCUCUAUUGAGAAAGUUUUCCAGGUUUUCUCUUCUCCGAACUUGAGAAACCACAACUUCUUCGAAAAACACAAGACUCUAUUGGCCGAGACAGGGUACAUGCACAUCCAAGCGACGAAACCAGAUACUGUUGGUGAGGAGUUUUUCUUGGAAGUAAUGUGAGAUUUUCUUUGAAAACUGUGCGAACUUACUCAAAAAAGUGCACUUUUUCCGUAAAAUGGUGCACCCUCACUUAGAAAAGCGCACCUUCCUCGUAAAUUCGUGCACCCUCACUUAGAGAAGCGUACUUUGAUCGUGAAAGGGUGCGCCCUCACUCACAAAAAUCCGCUUUCUUCGUAAAAUGGUACGCCCUCACUCAAAAAAGCGCGCUUUGCUCAUGAAAUGGUGCGCCCUCUUUCCGUUUGAGCUUCGUAAACAGUAUGUAUGAAUACACUUCGUGUUAAUCCAAAGCACAUAUUUUCUCAAUUAGAAGCUUCACCUCGUAAAAUGGUGCACCCUCCUGUUGUAAAGCGCACCCUCGACCACUUCUUUAACCGUUUUUUUCUCAGGAAAAGCUUGUAUUUUUGGAACAGAAGGGUGGUAUUGCGGGUAAAAUGGUACAUAUUCGCUCAAAACCGCGCUCUUUCCCUCAAAAAUCGUGCACCUUCUCUUAAAUUCCGACAUGUUUAUCCACUUUUUUCGCCGUUUGUUGAUGGAAAUCUUCCUUUUUAGGGUCGGCUCUCAACGAUUCUCCACUCGGUCUUGCCGCCUACAUCAUUGAGAAGUUUGGAACUUGGACCAACUCUGAAUAUCGUGCCCUGAAAGAUGGAGGCCUUUCGAAGUUUGAAAUUUAUUUUUGCAAGGAAAACCAUUUUUGAAGGAAAUUCACACGUGAUGAACUUCUGACGAUUGUCAUGAUUUAUUGGGUCAAUGGGAAUAUUGUUUCUUCGCAGAGAUUCUACCGGGAGUACUUCCUCGACCGGCGGAAUGAUGUUCUGGGAAGGUGGGUUUAUAAAGAUUUUAAAUUUCUAGAAGGGAAUUUUUUUUAAUAGGCCUCUAUGCGUGUAUAGGCUUCCCAAGGAAUUUGUUUCUGUAUUUUUUUAAAAAUCAGAGCUAGUUAGAAUAGUUUUUCAUGUUCCAGUUGGACACUCCGAAAACCGAAAAUUGGAGAAAAUGAAAUUCUCGACUUUUGAGAGCCCAUAACUUUUUUGACAGUCCUUGGGGCAAUUUUCGAAUGCAGAUUCGGAAUCAGCAUGAAGAAUCAUAUCUAGGAUACAUAGUCCCAUUUGGAAGUCCCACUGUGAGCUGAGACAAUUCCCUAGUGAUGCUACUACAACUUCAAAGAAAUCCGAAAUACCUCCCCUGGUGUUCUAGUCCCUCGCGUCCGAACAAGCCUCCCCCUCUCCUUUUCUUUUUGACUGGGGGGGGCUGAAUCAAAUGUCGAAUGUGCUGUUUUUCCUUUUGGAAUCCCCCCGUAGUACUAGGGCCCUGAACUGAAAUUUAAAAAUCGAAUAAUAAACGGGGCCUAUCUCCAAAUCGUUUCGAGACCGAUUAACGAUCGAUUCUACCUACUUGGAAGGGGGGGGCUUAUUCGAACGGGUCGGGGGGGUUUGAACGGGCCGUGAGGGAGGUGGGGUUUCGAACGGGUCGUAAAAAAAGGGGGGGAUUUUUUUCGAACGGGCCGUGAUGGGGGCUUUUUCGAACCGAACGGGUCGUUAAGGGGGAGGGGUUUUCAAACGGUACCCCCUCUUGAGCUCCUCAAUGAAUGAGACAAAAAUUUCCUUCAAUGCAGGAUCUACGUGAAAGUCCCGACAGCCCACGCGAGUGGACUCGAAGAAAUCUACGACCGGACUCCCAGGGAAAUCUCGGAACGUUUCGUCAACCUGACCCACCAUGGAGAACACCAAUUCGGACAUUUCGCCGCCUUUGAGCAACCCAAAAUCUUGGCCGAAUCUGUUUUUGAUUUUGUCAAGGAUUUGCAGUAA